CCCUCCCUCCCUCCCCAGCUUUUGUGGCUCUGCAGUGACUGGAAAGGGCAGCGAGCUGCAGGAGGGGCUGGACAGUGCCAGGGAGAAGGUGCAGAGCCCCAGGGAGCAGCUGGAGCAGAGACACGGCCAUCACCUGUCCCAGGACCCCUGUCCCAGCCUGGGGGACACAUCCAGUGUGUCCUGACUGUGCCAGCACCCUGUGAGGAGCCAGUGGCAGCACCAUGUCCCAGGCAGGAGGAGCUGAGGAGGCCUUUGAACACCGUGAUGUGGUCAUCAACAGCCAGGACAAGGUUUCAGAUGUGUACACACAGCUGGAGAAGCUCGGGGAGGGGAAAUUUGGGACUGUGUACAGGCUGCAGGAGAAGGCCACGGGCAGGAUCCGGGCUGGGAAAUAUUUCCGGGCACGCACGGCCAAGGAGAGGCAGGCGGCGCGUGCCGAGGUGGAGCUGAUGAACCUCCUGCACCACCCAUGCCUCGUGCAGUGCCUUGAGGCCUUCCAGGAGCCCACCCAGCUGGUGAUGGUCAUGGAGUACGUGGCAGGUGGGGAGCUCUUUGAGCGCAUUGUGGACGAUGACUUUGAGCACACAGAGCCCAGCAGUGCCCGGUACAUGCAGCAGAUCCUGGAGGGGCUGCAGUUCAUGCACGGCCAGGCCAUCGUCCACCUGGACCUCAAACCCGAGAACAUCGUCUGUGUCAGCCCCGGCAGCCACCGCGUCAAGAUCAUCGACUUCGGCCUGGCAUGGAGGCUGAGUGAGCACAGCCCUGUGAAGGUUCUCCACGGCACCCCUGAGUUCAUGGCUCCAGAAGUGGUCGCCUUCGAGCCCGUGAGCUUCUCCACGGACAUGUGGAGCGUUGGUGUCAUCUGCUACAUCCUGCUGAGUGGGGAGUCACCCUUCCAGGGGGACACGGACAUGGAGACCCUGAGCAACGUCACAGCUGCCCAGUGGGACUUUGAGGAGGAGACCUUCUCAGAGAUCUCCCAGCAAGCCAAGGACUUCAUCAGCCAGCUGCUGCAGAAAGAGCCCAGCCGGCGGCUCCCCAGCGCAGGGGCUCUGCUGCACCCCUGGCUGCAGCAGCCCCAGCCCAGCAGCCCCAAGGUGCUGAACAAGGAGAGGAUCAGGCAGUUCCUGGCACGGAGGAAGUGGCAGAAAACAGGGAAAGCCCUGCUGGCUCUCAAGAGGCUGACCCUGCUGUCCCAGAGCCUGGAGGGGAAGGCAUCAGAGGCUCAGGAUGAGGAAGGCCUGGAGAAGGAGCAGCCCUGCAGAGCUCUGCCCCAACGAGGUGCCAGCCCCUCAGAUCUGCUGCCAGACCCGGAGGAAGAGGAGGAGGAGGAUGGUGGGAGCGCUGCAGCCUCAGGGCAGUGA
This is a messenger RNA of Camarhynchus parvulus, 1364 nucleotides long. RefSeq names its product myosin light chain kinase, smooth muscle-like. Gene Ontology annotation, biological process: positive regulation of apoptotic process; intracellular signal transduction; protein phosphorylation. NCBI's taxonomy places the organism in Eukaryota, Metazoa, Chordata, Aves, Passeriformes, Thraupidae. The record is from RefSeq and is a predicted model, not a curated record. Gene Ontology annotation, molecular function: protein serine/threonine kinase activity; ATP binding. The transcript is spliced from 10 exons. Gene Ontology annotation, cellular component: cytoplasm; nucleus. Bases 222 to 1364 code for a protein of 380 amino acids.